Messenger RNA from Amorphotheca resinae ATCC 22711, 990 nucleotides. RefSeq lists its product as hypothetical. The coding region runs from base 1 to 990 and encodes 329 amino acids. The transcript has 2 exons. The record is from RefSeq and is a predicted model, not a curated record. Gene Ontology annotation, biological process: retrograde vesicle-mediated transport, Golgi to endoplasmic reticulum. NCBI's taxonomy places the organism in Eukaryota, Fungi, Ascomycota, Leotiomycetes, Helotiales, Amorphothecaceae.
AUGGCAGAGACAUCGACACCAACCCCACCUCCAUCCUCCGGCCCCAGCACUCCCCCCUCAAGUGCAGCCGAGCAGGCAAGAAUCCGCAAGGAACGCCGCGAAGCCAAGAUUCGCGCCGGAGGCUCUGCCCGCCUGAACAAGAUCACCGGUCUAGGUGGUGGAAUCCAACGAGAUCCACCACCACAGCCCACAGCCUCCACCGCGCACGCCGACCCCGAAGAGGUAGACAUCUCCCAACACUACUACGAGCCCAGCAAGACCGCGCGGUCCCGCAACAAUGCCGCUCCCGCUCCCGCGCCGCCGCAGCAGCAACAGCUCAACGACCAACAGCUCCGCCAGAUGAUGCUCGGUUUUGACCCAGCGUCCACGCCAACCCCGGCAUCCAACCCCUUUGCCGGCCCGGGCAUGGCGGCAGCAGGAGCAGGAGCAGGAGCCGAGGACCCUAUGAUGAAGAUGCUGCAGCAGAUGCUGGGCGGGGCGGCUGGCGGGGGUGCGGACGGCAUGCCUGCGUUCGCUGGGAUGCCGAACGCGGCCGGCCCGACGACGACGACGACGGCAACAGCAGCGGAUCCGUACGCCUACCUAUGGCGCAUCAUCCACGCGGUAUUUGCUCUGGGGUUCGGGCUGUACAUCGCGUUCACGACGCAGUUCACGGGGUCGCGGGCCGACAGGGAAUCAUCGUCUGGGCUGGCGGCGGCGUACAUAUCUGAAGAUGGGACUGGCCGUUCGGGGGUGACGCCCGCGUCGGUGCAUUUCUUCUGGGUGUUCGCUACGGCGGAGGUGCUGCUGCAGACGAGCAGGUUCUUCGUGGAGAAGGGGCGGGUGCAAUCGAAUGGUAUGCUAGGCAUGGUUGCGGGGUUCUUGCCGGAGCCGUAUAAGGGCUAUGUGGCACUGGUGAUGAGGUACUCGAGGAUUUGGACCACUAUAAGCGCUGAUGCUAUGGCUUUGGUUUUUGUAUUGGGCGUUUGUGCCUGGUGGAGAGGUACUUGA